Molecule: messenger RNA, 4137 nt
Organism: Plasmodium fragile
Lineage: Eukaryota; Apicomplexa; Aconoidasida; Haemosporida; Plasmodiidae
Exons: 4
Coding region: 1-4137 (1378 amino acids)
Biological process (GO): cilium assembly; centriole elongation
Cellular component (GO): centriole; centrosome; nucleus
Molecular function (GO): tubulin binding
Source: RefSeq, a predicted model, not a curated record
AUGAAAAAACGCAAUGAAGAGUUUGACGACUAUUACGAUGUGUAUGACGAGAUCUGGACAAACGACACAUUCGAAGAACUAGAAUAUACACAGAGCCUUGAAAAAAAUAUAAAAAAAAAAUUAAGUAAAGAAGAGUCAAAGCAAAGUAUAUUCUUCUGCACAGAUGAUAACACUAAAAUGAGUAAUAUCGAGGAUGCACAGCUAAGUAGGAGCGAUUUCAAUUUAAUCAAUGAAUUGGAAACUUCCAAGGAGGAGAAGGGAGACAUCGACUCAAAAUUUAGCAGAGUAAAUGAGAGGGGAGACUCUCACGGGAAUGGCCCAGGAGGGAGGUUAGACCAAUCAGAAGAACAAAUGGAUCAAGACGACGCAGAAAAUUACACAGAUGAUCACCAUACCGAGGGCCAAGCAUAUGACCACCACUCCGGGGACCAAGCGGAUUACCGCAUCAGUGACAAACUAGAUGAAAGCAACAAAACAGAUCAAGAGCUAUUUUUAUUUAAAGACAUCUACGAAGAGCUAGAAAAACGCCCUAACGAUGAAAAGGGCAGAAGUUACUCAUAUGAUGAUGACUUUGACAAACAAAAUGAAGAUGCACGAUUUUUGCACAAAUUAGAAUUCAGCAGCAGUAACAACGAAUCAGACAACGCAGAAGAUCGGUCGGGCAAUUUAUUUCAUAUGGAUAAGUCAUCCAUGGAGUUCUGGGAUAAAAUAAAUAGCAACGGUGCAUCAAGUUACGGGAAUGGCGUAGACUGCCUCAAUGGUGAUUCUUAUGGAGACUACGAUAAUGGAGGCAGCGGCAAUUUUUCUAAACAAAGUAACAUUAGUCCCCAGGGGAGCGGGCCUUUUCUGCAUAGUGGGUACAGCAUCUGUGAGGACCACAAGGGAACAUCCCCAAACGGAAAUGCUAGUUGCAUUCAUCAUAGUAACAGAAGUGCAUGCUCCUCUAUCAUGAAGAGUACAACUGGCGACUACGGGGACAAGUUCAACAUGCAGGCUGAUAGCCCCUCGUCUUCCUUUUUGAAGGAGCAAAUGGGAAUAAGAGAAUCAAAAGGGGGGAGCAAAGACAUGGGUUAUUUGCAAAGGGGUGGUAACUCAUCAGGAGGGAUCGAGGAAGGGAACGAAGAGGAUGCAAUGGGCCGCUCAAAUGGUGACAUGCCAGAAGAAAUUAACUCACUUUAUAGUAAUAGAAGCCGAAGAGGUGUCGGAGAUUUUUCGUAUCAAAGUCGAGACUCCCACGCGAGCGCAGACAAUGUGUACUCUGGGAAGAGUAUAAAACGAAGUGACACCUCUUUGGGAUACAACAAGGGUUAUGACAUCAGCAGGACAAGUAGCAAUUUUAACCGCGAGGAAUCUUUACAUCACUCCCACGAAUACAAUACCUCGACGCCUAGCAGCACCUUGAGUUUAAGUAAGCUUAAUGAAAGUGUGAAAAAAAGCAAAAGAGUCGUUUUGCGCAGUAGUGACAAUGAUAUUAAUGCCGAUUCAUUGGGGGUGGAUUCGAAGAGCAGCGUGAGGGAUUACCACUCUCAUGCUGAAAGCAAACCAGAAGGAAUCAAUAAAACAGGUAGGGGCAACUCAUCCCCCAGGGAUAACCGCGCCGAGCUCAACGAUAGCGCACCAGUUAGGACAACAACCACCACAAAAACAGACAGUGACGAUACUUCAAAAAUUAUGAACAACAAUUUGAAAUUAAAGAACACCAGUAAGAAAAACGAGGGAAGAUGGAAAAGGGAGGAGAAGAAGACCCCUCAAAAAGACACAAAAUUUGAGAGCUUCCAAAAAAGGCGCACCAGUAGCAGCCAUAGGGGGGAAAUAUCGAACAGUUUGGCCUCACCUAAAAAGAAUACUCGUGAUAAUGCUUCAAACGAACUGAACAAAAGGGAUAACUCUGCUCAAAGCAGCUCGGAUAGCAAUUCCAUUUCUGUCAACAAGAAAAAAACCAAGGGACGCGAAAAUGUCACAUGCAACAGCAAUGACAGCACGGACAUCUGCGUCGACUUGAACGAUGAAGAAUCGUGGGACGAUACGGACAGGCCAAACGACAAAAAAGGGGAAACAAAGAAGAAAGGUAUCGUGGCAAUUAUAAAGGAUAGGCACAAAAAAGAGAAAACAGAAAAGAAGGGCGAAGCGGAGGAAGGUACUACGCGAAGAAGGCGCCGCUCAAACGAUAAAGGUGAUAGAAAAAAAGACGUGCCGCUUAAUCAUGAGGAGCUUAACGAACAAAGCAACAGUGACCAACUGAAGGAGCUGGGAAAGGAACUCAACAAUCAAAUAAACAAACUAGAAAGGGAACAGGAUAAAGUUAAGAAAUUAGAAUAUGAGCUAAUUGCGAAAAGUGCAGAAAUGGAACUUGAGAGAGAAGAAAUGAAAAACAAAAUUGAGGAGGAAAAGAAAAAGAUGAUAAAAAAUUUGGAAGAGGAAAAAAAAAAGUGGAACAAGGAAAAAAAAAGAAUAGAAAGUGAAGUAGACAAACAGAGGAACAUCAUAAUGAGCAAAAGAAAACUAACCAACGAAGUAGCAAUGUUCAAAAAUAAAAUUAAAGAAUUAGAAGAAAAGCUCACAACGGAAAAGAGACAGCACAAAAUAACUGUGGAGAAAUUGAGAAAACAGGUAGAAAGUUUAAAAAUUGAAAAUGAAAAGCUCAAAACAGAGUUAAAAAUUUCAGACGAGUAUAGAAGCAAGCUAGAAAAUUACCAGCAGAAAACUAUUAUGAAGUUAGCAACAAAUGUGGUUCAGGAGAAAAUGGUAAAAAAUGCCGAUGCGAAAAGUUUGCCUCAUUUUUCCGACUGCUCAGAAAAUUUCACCCCGGUGAAGAGCAAGCCACAGGGGGAAAGUGGACGGCGGGGAAGUGAAUCGGAUUCGUUAUAUCAACCCACCAUUAGCGAUGAUAAAACACUCUGUACAAAUGCACUACGCGAAAGCGACCCCUGUGUAGUGCCAUCGAAAGAAGUAAAAGGGAAAAAAAAAAUUACACUUAACAAUUUAUUUGUACACAAAAAUGACAUGAAGAUUGGACACGGCGCCGCAAAGGAUGAUGAGUCUAUAGAUAAAAAUUUAAAAAAAAUGAAAUUGCUAAUAGAGAAAAAUAGAAAUGCCGAAAAUAUGGACAAGGUAUACAACGAGGAAGACACCAGUAGCCAUACUACGAAUGAACAUAAUAAAAUUUUUAGAAAGUAUUUUUUUGACCACUCCAGCAAAAUAAAUGACAAAUUAUCUUACAAUAGUGGCUUUACAAAUGAGGAGGAAGAAAAAAGGGACCCCCACGAACAGAUGAGGAAGACCUCCUUUCUAGCCAACUACACCAAGCAGGAUAACCAAAAUGGGAGAGAUGAAAAGGAAAGAGAUGUAAGGGUCCCACUAGGAAAUGUCCAUGUGGAUACACCCAUGGGCGAAUCAGCGGAAAGGUUGACGAACGAGUUUGGGAUCCAUACGAAGGGUGAUAACCCAGCCAGGACAUCAAAAAAUGGUACAAGUAGCAACGUGCGCACGAUGAAUAAUACACCGUUUAAGCGUUAUGGGGGGGACGGACCAUCCGCAUUAAACACACGCAGUGGUGAACUGAAAAGGAAUAACAACGUCGGAAGAAGCGGAAAAGACGACAAUCAGUUUGGAAAAAAUACCCUAGAGUCGAGAACCCGCUCGAAGAUAUCUCCACCCAGCAUCGACCAUUUAAACCCUUUUGGCAAAAACUGGGACUUUAUAAUAAAUUUCAAUUUUGACGAACUAUUUAACAGUUGCGAAAAUGUGAUUGAAUCGAUAUUCUCGUCAACCAAGAAGAUGAAAUAUAAACAAGCAUUUGUUGAUGGGAAGGUGGAGACAUUAUUUGAAGACGGCCUACGAAUUAUUGAGAAAAACAGAAAUAAGAAAAUUGUGGACCCCAACAAUUUAACUAUUUAUCUCUACCCCAGUAAGGAUUACCGUGCACAGUUGCCAAAUUCGUACACGCUAUUCCGCUUUGUAAACAAAGGCAUAUACCAAGUGAACAUACCUAAUAAAUGCCAACUGAAUAAGUUUCCAAAUGGCCAAAUAGACUGCAAAUAUACCGAUGGGCACACGCAAAUUUUAUUUUGCGAUGGGCGAAGGAAGGAGAUUCUACCUAACAAGGAGGAAUAUGCCAUCCUGCGCAACGGUACUUGA